AUGGUCUCGAGAACAUCUAGCGACGGGCCCCCUCCUGGGGGCGGCCGACAAUGGAAGAAGUCACUGAUCAACAAGAUUCCAGGGCGAGGGAGGAUCAAGAUAAUCAGUCAACAUCCUUCCGAGACAAGUACCUCCGACAUAGAUCUCAAUGCCAGAUCUCCCGAUACCCAUUCCACGAACCCGCUCGAUAGCCAAGAAACACAUAUCCGACAGCUGCAGGCUAUUAUCCAGCGAAUGCCUCGCAAUUUUCCUGCCACGCCUAACCACGUCGACUCGGCCUAUAAGGAAUUUACAAGGAAUAAAGAGCAAUGCGCUGCGCUAUGUCGACAUAUCCUGACGGAAGAGCUGGGUCGCGGUCCUCAUGGCGGCGACCUCACCCGUCGCGAUUCAACCCUCGACUCCCCGCAAAGCCCAGGUCACAUAUACGAUACAAGAAGCUCUUUCAGUGGGAGAAGUCUCGCCGAGGUUGUUUCUGGAAGUGCUGGAAAGAGCAUGCACCAGAGCGACGCUUGGCUGACAUCAGUGUGCGACUGGAGGAACUGGCUCGAGUUCCUGGCCGAUGCUUGCAAAGCAUGCUUGAUCGAGACGUAUAAGAACAACGAGCGCGAUGCGACACCAGAGCAGGUCGAAGCGCUAUUCACGAAUAAGAGGUUCCGGAAGGAGGCUGUCCAGAGGAUGCGCAAUGCUAGCGUUACUCGGGUCAUGUCGGCAGACCCCCAAUUUUUCCCGAGAUAUGAAAUGAGAUUUUAUGAUUAUGAGAAGAUAAGGCAGGAACUGAAUGAGAUCCGACAACUCGUCCAGACAGGCGAAUCAGGCAUUUCACCAGAUCGAACCAUUAAAGAAUUCGCCAUAUCGCAGCGAGGCGAUGCUAUACUAGAGUUUGCCAACACGGCCCCCGGAUGCAGCCAUAGCGACCCAGCGUUUCGUUUUCGAGUCUCGUCUUAUAUGCUCGCUGAGACUUCACCUAUCUUUGCUCGCAUGUUUGCGGGGAAUUCCAACAGUCUACACCUCUACGACGACGACGAUAUCUCAUCGCAGUUGCCGUUACCUCCCACCAAAUACUACUGCAAAGAUGGAUCCGAGGCCAAGCUCUACCGCAUGCCACAAGUCGAACUGAACCAUUUGGAUUCCUUGGAGAUAUUGCUACAUGGGGCCCACCACCACAGCGAGAUGAUUCCGCGAGAGAUUGAGUUUGACAAGUUUGUUGCUAUCGCCGAGUGUUGUAUGAGAUACAAGAGUACCUCACCUCUGGAACUCAUCGUUGAGCAUAGAUGGUUGCCGCAAUGGAUGCACAAGGGAGCCGAUGAUAUGCCAGACGGCCUUUUGGUCAUCAGCUACGCCUUUGGCUUGCGUCGGCUCUUCUCGCGCAUGUCCAAAACUACGAUUUUGAACCUCGUCGAUGAGAAGGAGCUACAAGCAAAGCCGUGGCCGCAAAAGAUCAAAGACAAGAUUUGGGCUGUUCGUUGCGCAAAGGUGGCGCAGAUUCACGAAUGUGGUGUGAGUGCCAUUCGAGAGUACCUGCGAGAACCAACACAUACCACAGCCGACCAAACUGAACCCACGCCACUGAAUGCCGGCUUCUCACCAGAUGCUCUACCUCCAGUGAUGUUGACUAGCACCCCACGAUGUCCCAAGGGCAGCCAUUGGUGCGACGCCACGAAUCUUGGCUGGUUGAUGUUACUCUACAAUGAGAUGAACCUUUUGCCUUAUAUCAUGUCUCCAGAUGUGCUGUCCCACCUACCAAGGUCGCAGCUACCAUCAAAAAGCCUGGCGCAGAUUGUGGAUGCGUUGAGGAGGAUUCCAGCACCACCGACACCUGUGCACAGAGGCGUGUGUGAUCCAGGCCCGGUGUUUCGCUCCGCUAUCAAUGAUAUCUACAACAGUGUCUUGGGAUUGACCCUUUUCGACAUCAGCGGCAAGAGUCACGGCUGGGGCCUGUCGAAGCAUAAGGAACGAGAACCCCAAACUCAACUCAAUGAAAGGCUCAAUCGUAUGGCUGCGCAUGACCCUGAUUACAGUGUCGCGACAGAAUUCCCAGAGAUCAUUCGCCUUCGCAUCAUGUGUCAACUGGAGGAGCUGGACGACCUUCACUCGGCAGCCAUGGUCAGCCGGGCAUACUACGAGACGUACAAGAAGCAUGAGCUUUAUCUUAUGAGGAAUAUUCUCCGUAUGGAUCGAAGACGGUCGACCAUUCAGCAUCACAUUCCAAUUGGUCCCAACACCAACGAAGAAAAGGUCCUCACGGAGGAAUCUGACGUUCUUAAGCGAACACUACCUGAUACUGCAGAUGGCAUCACUCUUCAUAGCGUGGUUGAGACUGAAGGAGAUUACACGGAUUCUGAUGAUGACAGUGACAGUCUGUACUCAACAUCAAUAAACCGGUCGCUUCCACGAUCAGCAGCCACUGCAAGCACAACCACCAGGGGACUAGACUACCAGGGAUCGUCAGACCUUGCGCUGAUCACGGACAGUCCCGCACGGACACCAAGGGCCCGAACCGGCACACCAACAUCCACAUCCCGGUCUCCGACGACCCCUCGACAAGCCGUGUUCGACCCACCACCUGCUCCGGCGUCGCCUACAAUAACAAUCGACGAACCACCUCUCACAGUUGAAGAAGCACAUCGGAUUCUCUGGCCAGACGACGCUAUCAAGGCAUCUGAAUCACCACUGCCUUCUGCUCAUCAUGGCGCAGAAGGUAUACGUGAGAAGUUCCGUGCUGGUGAUCCGGCUUUUCAUCUGGGAUUGGAAGAAAAGACUCUCGUUCCGACGGGUGAGAAACAACUUAGGAGUGAACAUGACCGACAGGUUGGGCUGUUGAAAGGAGGUGAACCGAGUAAAUGA
Messenger RNA from Fusarium pseudograminearum CS3096, 2844 nucleotides. RefSeq lists its product as uncharacterized. Lineage: Eukaryota; Fungi; Ascomycota; Sordariomycetes; Hypocreales; Nectriaceae. The record is from RefSeq and is a predicted model, not a curated record. The transcript is spliced from 3 exons. The coding region runs from base 1 to 2844 and encodes 947 amino acids.